Messenger RNA from Malaya genurostris, 3032 nucleotides. RefSeq names its product antigen 5 like allergen Cul n 1-like. Bases 25 to 966 code for a protein of 313 amino acids. The record is from RefSeq and is a predicted model, not a curated record. The transcript has 4 exons. NCBI's taxonomy places the organism in Eukaryota, Metazoa, Arthropoda, Insecta, Diptera, Culicidae.
UUCACUCAGUUUGACGCAUUACCAAUGAGGAGCAAUAGCUCUAAGAAUUCAUUUGAAAAAUUUCAAAAGUUCAAAACUAAUUUCAAUUGCAGCUGUUUCCUACUAACCGAACCAACGAUGUCUCCUGAUCCGUUCAUACUAUUAUUGAUAGCUCUAGCUCUGAAUGUAGGAUACACAUCGGAAGCCACCAGUGACGAUAAUUACUGCCGCAAGGAAACGUGUCCCGGAGGAAAGAUACACAUUGGUUGUGAUUGCAGCUCGAAAGCGAAGUUGUCCUACGGACCCCAGUGCACAGGAAAGAAUCCACGUAAAAUCACCGUCGAUAAGAAAAUGCGGUCUUUGAUCUUGCGAAAGCACAAUUCCCAGCGGAAUUCGAUUGCCUGUGGCCAGAUCACGCCGUACCCCCCGGCUGCCAGGAUGUUCGAAGUGCUAUGGGAUAACGACUUAGAGCAUCUGGCCUGGUGCAAUGCAAGACGGUGUGUGUAUGGACAUGAUCAAUGUCGAAACACGAAGAAGUACCCAUCUGCAGGGCAAAAUAUCGCAUCUAAGACAGCCUGUAAAACAGUUCAGUUGGAGCCAGAAGAUAUCAUUGUUAGCAGCAUCGAGACAUGGUUCCUGGAGCAUAGGAAUGCCACCCCCGCCAUGGUGGAACGAUAUCCAGGAAAAAUACGGAACGGUCCGAUAGGGCACUUUACAGUUCUCGUGAACGACCGCGUUCGACGUAUCGGAUGUAGCCUGAUCGUGUACGACGCUCGGGUGCGCGCUGGAUCAAAGAAGACCUGUCAAACUCAUUACCUGGUUUGCAACUACUCCUCGACAAAUUUUAUGCUAGAGCCGACCUACGUCAAAAGCCAAUCACCAGCGCAAAAUUGUGACGGUCUCUCGAAACAAUACUCCUGCCUCUGUGCCGCAACAGCGAAAAGUCUUCGACGACGGAAACACGCUGCUAAUGACGCAAACGAGUAAACACCGUUAAUCAACCAGGCACGUGGUUCGUUUAUUUACAGGAACACCCAUUUUAAACAGUACCGAAUGCCACUGGUCGGAGAGUCGUUUUCAUUCCCCAUCUGAAACAAAUUUCCUUCGUUGGCAUCCGAACUUCAGCAGGGUUAUAAAAAAAGAUGUAGAUCUAGUUUUAUUUCAUUGGUUUUAAAGGAGUGUAAUUUUUAUAAUUUUUUACACAGUUGUAUUAAAAAUUCGUGUUUUGAAAUGGUAUUCUAAACAUAGGUAACAAUGGUAUUCUAAACCUUGAUUACAUAUUGCUUUGAAUAGAAAAUCAAAGUUGAAUGGUAAACAAUUCCAUAUUUUUUAAACCAAAUUGAUACUAUUACCACGAAUAACAAUACUUGAGAAUAAAGAAAGUGAUAUUUGAAUAAGCUAUUACAUGAAAAUUCGACCAUACACGGGAGACCAGAGUGUCUUAUUUCAUUCGACUGAAAGUUCUCAUGAUCAAUAGUUUGCUACGGAAUUGAAUCCACAUACGACAUCCGAUUCGAAAGUUACAGGGUAAUGAGUGUUGAAAAUACCAUGACCACUUAUUUCAAACAUAUAUUCAAUCACAGCUAUGCUUUUAGUUACUAGUUGAACAUAAGGUUAUUUGACGUUGGGAAAUCAUUACGUUUUCCGUAAGCGUAGGUACAAAUCGUUACUGUGAAUUUAUAUUGCAGUAACAUAAGUAUUAUAAAAUUAUACCAUACCAUUUCCGCACCGAUUCAGACAGCUAUCUGUAGGGUUUCGCAACGCAUUGAUAACGAAAAAGCAACGUGUUGGUUAGAAUUUGGCGAACACAUUAUGAAGUCGCAAGAAGUUUAUGAUAGGUUAUUUCAGUAUUACAAACUUAAGUUCACGUGGGAGCAUGACUUGCAAAUUGAAUCAACGAAUAAUAACAUAAGAGUUUCUGUGCUAUUCACACUCAUCCGUAUGUCGGGUAAAAUUCACAGCGCAACCCAAGCAAGGAGAGAUGCUUCGUUUGUUCAUUAUUUCAUGAAUAUGUGCUCCAGCUGAUAACUGUGCUUCAUGAGGUUAGCGUUUAAUGAAUGGUUCUCAUAUUGAAGAUGCCUUCGAGAAAACUAGAUUCAUAACAUUUAGUUCCGAUGAAUAUCAAUUUAAAGAACAUCGUUUUUAGUGUUUCUAGGAUAUAUACACAGUGUAAACUCCAAAGAAACAACUUGUCCGUUUUGAAAAUGGGCUCAAAUGCAAAAUUUAUGCUAUGCAAUGUUUAAAAUAGUUUUGAAAUGUGAUCAAUUUUGGUCUUGGAAUGCAAACAUUAAGGUCAAAAAUGAUUUUUGCAAACCUACACUGAAAACAACAAUGCCUGUAUGACCUUGCAUCGCGUCUUGUAGUACGCUGCGAAACAAAGUUCUUCGUUCUCGUACAGUACUAACGAGAGCGUACCCUUCAUUUCACUGCAUUGCCAUGGAUUGCUUAGUUCAUGUGUCAACUGAGACUGAGAGCACAGGCAAUUUACAAGGCAAGGUAACUGGUCUGCUCAGUAGCAUAUAUUCUCACGCAUCCGGUUUCUCUCUAAUAAGGAGUGUAUCGAGAAUGAGCUAUCCACAAACAUUUGUGUUGUACGUAUGUAUUUGUGAUGGUUUUUUAUGCUCAGAUCACAGCAUGCUGUUCGUUUGGCUGCCAGCUUUCGUUUGUUUACUUGUUUAUGCGGUUGAAAUUCUGCGUUUUCAAAAUAUCGCGUAUUGAAAAGGAAGUGAAAAUUGAGGUUCUGGACACAUGGCUAAGUGAGAAGGGUAUUACUAUGCGAAAAUUGGCGAAGCGGUUUGGAAUUCAUCAUGCCAGUGUUAAAACCAUCAUUAAUAAAUUUGGGGAACACUAUUCUUUGGAUGAGCUACCAGGAAGAGGCAGAAUAUCCGUUUCUUCUAACUCGAAACUGGACCAGGUAUCUCUAAUCAUGAAGAACAAAUCAAUGUCAAUAAGUGAUUUGGCCAAAAAAGCAGGAACGAAUAUCGGAAUGAUCCAGCGUAUCAAGAGGCGAAAUCACCUGAAGACAGAAAAUCUCGAAACAAAGUGUAGAACAG